AUGGCCGACAAACGUGUGCACAAGCGAAUGGGCAGGUGGAUGAGCGGGGGCCCAGGAAAAUGGAAGAUGUGUAAGCAAGCGUGUUGGAGGGCAGAAGGGCCGGCGAGCACACAAACGGGUGAUGACGACCCGUGCGACCACCGCGAGCGCGCUGGGCGAAUGCCCCGCACGCAGACACGACCAACGAACGUGCGGGUGAGCAGGCGGACAACAGGGCCACUCGCUCGUGUCUCAUACUUGAGCAAAACAGCACCCGCCAUGUCCGGCCAGCCGGGGAUAUCGCCAGCGAGCUGCGACGCCGAAAGGGCGUCACGGAGUCUUCUAUUAGACCAGUACCAAGCGGUGCGAAACUAUUGCCCGCUCAGUAGUUGCCUCGCAGUUGCCAGUCCAACCACCGAGGUGGAGAAACCGCAGACUGGCCCUUCGCGCGACGACGAGUCCGACGUGUCAACGAGGUCCCACCAACGUGCAGCGUGUCUGCAAGCCCGACGGACAGAUCCCCCGACAUGUACCAAGGCAGGCGCAGACGACGCCCCGCAAGAUGCGCAGACGGACAGUACAUCUCGUGCCCGGCAAGCCACCCCGCCAGACGUGUCGACGCACACGUCGUCGCUUGUUGCGCCCCGGUCCGCGCUCGAUAAGUCUACGUCCCCGCCACGCCUCCACUCGCCUGCGCCCCUCAGACUGUCGCUGCGCCUCCGUUCCUCGACCACUCUCGGAACCAUGUGCGGAGAUGACCUCUCGUCCGCUCGCGCCGUCUCACCUCCGAGUCGUAGACCCACCCAUCUUACUUCCGCGAGACCCAUUGCAGCAGAUACAGGACGAGACGGAUACCCGAGCCUCCGGGCAGCAGCUAUAGGGCUCGUGGCAUCCAACCUGGCUGCCUACACAUAUGGCCCGCCGUCCGAUGACUCAGACUCGCCCCGCACGAUGGUGUAUGUGCCCGGCCUGGCACUUGCGCGAGGCAGACGUCAUCGGAGCUGCUGGGUGAUGACCCAUGCCAGUGCCUUCCGAACCACAGGCGAUGACUAA
Messenger RNA from Fomitopsis serialis, 1032 nucleotides. RefSeq lists its product as uncharacterized. The record is from RefSeq and is a predicted model, not a curated record. Bases 1 to 1032 code for a protein of 343 amino acids. The transcript has 5 exons. Lineage: Eukaryota; Fungi; Basidiomycota; Agaricomycetes; Polyporales; Fomitopsidaceae.